CCGCGGUUGGAGGCAACAACAAGAGCGCCUACAUGGUGGGGGUCAGAUGCAAGCCCUACGGAAGCAAGGAAUACCUCUACCAGCUGCGGAAGUUCGCUCGCGUCGCAGAAGAUCCUACCCACGGGCCUGAGCACACGUUCCUCGACAAAAAACGUUUUGUGGUGGUCUCCUAUGACCCCGUGGAAGGAUACGCUCUUCUCUUCGACUCCGCAACAACGAUCUACAUGAAGAUGUGCCUGUCCUACACCGUUCAAGGCAGCGUGCCGUUCGGCCUGGCUCUGUUCGACGCCGAGUACGACGACUGGUCCAAGAAAGGAGACAAAGCCGGCAGCUUCCCGCUCACUCGAUCGGCUCGGAAAGUUGUGGACGACAUCAAAGAUAACAGCGCAGACGAUUCCGCAGGGCCCAUGGAAUGCGUCGCUCUCGAAUAAAGCUGUUAUUC
Rhipicephalus sanguineus (brown dog tick) is the source of this 442-nucleotide messenger RNA. RefSeq lists its product as uncharacterized. The transcript has 3 exons. The record is from RefSeq and is a predicted model, not a curated record. NCBI's taxonomy places the organism in Eukaryota, Metazoa, Arthropoda, Arachnida, Ixodida, Ixodidae. The coding region runs from base 33 to 431 and encodes 132 amino acids.